GAGAUCCAUGCUGGCUAUUUUUAACCACCCCCGGAGGAUAACAGUGGGUAUUGGAAGAGAGUGGAUCAAGACCCCAGUCGGCACCAGACCGCCGACCGUACACCACUCUUGUUGACUCGCCAAGCACCUUAACACAAUGGCUGAUAAGGAGAAGAAGAAGAAGAAGAAGAAGGAAGAAGCAGCACCACCACCAGAGCCAGAGCCCGCUCCAGCCCCCGAACCAGAGCCUGCUCCAUCCAAGGCCUCCACCAAGGCCAGCUCCCGCGGCUCCAAGAAGUCUGCCAAGCGAUCCGGCUCCAAUGUCUUCUCUAUGUUCUCACAGGGACAGAUUGCUGAGUUCAAGGAAGGCUUUGCUUUCAUGGACGCUGACAAGGACGGCAUCAUCGGCAAGGCCGACCUGAGGUCCACCUUCAACCAGAUCGGCAAGCUGGUGUCUGAGAAGGAGCUGGAUGAGAUGGUUAGUGAGGCUCCUGGCCCCAUCAACUUCACUCAGAUGCUGACUCUCUUCGCCAACCGCAUGUCAGGACAGGCUGAUGAGGAUGAUGUUGUCAUCGCUGCCUUCAGGACCUUCGACAACGAUGGUGUAAUCGACGGUGAGAAGCUGAGACACGCCCUGACCACCUGGGGUGAGAAGUUCUCCGCCAAGGAGGUAGACGACGCAUUUGAGGCCAUGGUGAUUGAUGAGAAGGGCAACAUUGACACUGAGGCUCUCAUUGAGCUGCUGGUCGGUGCCUCCAAUGAAGAGGAGGAAGAGUAAACACCAACAACAACAACAACAACAACAUGAGGCGACCAACUCCAACCAACUACAUACUUCGCAACAUCUGAAUUUCAACUACAUUUAUUCGGUUUAUUUAUUUUUAACAUAAGUGGUGAGAUGUCUUCGUAUGUGUACUUAUCGGAAUUAAUAUGAGUGAAAAUGUCAAGCAAGAUUUGAAUUUAGCACUAAAUGUUCUUAUUAUAAGCAGUAAAGAAACAAUUUCCUAAACUA
Messenger RNA from Macrosteles quadrilineatus (aster leafhopper), 991 nucleotides. RefSeq names its product myosin regulatory light chain 2 (gene Mlc2). Gene Ontology annotation, biological process: locomotion; post-embryonic development. NCBI's taxonomy places the organism in Eukaryota, Metazoa, Arthropoda, Insecta, Hemiptera, Cicadellidae. The record is from RefSeq and is a predicted model, not a curated record. Gene Ontology annotation, cellular component: myosin II complex; cytoplasm. The transcript has 4 exons. Gene Ontology annotation, molecular function: myosin heavy chain binding; calcium ion binding. Bases 137 to 757 code for a protein of 206 amino acids.